AUGGCACCCCAUAUGACCGAGCCCGGUCCGUCGAGGGAUCGGGAUGAGCUCAUGCCCAUGACGGGGUCGUCUCCAAUGUUGCGGGCAGCGGGCCCAUCCAGAACUCAGAACAGGAUGACAGGAGCGACGCCAUCCGCGUCUAUGCCAGAGGCGUCCGGGUCGUCGAGUCGGCACGCGGCCACGGGCUCAGGUCCCACUGUGGACUUUCAAGACUUCAAGGAGUUGUCCUCUGGUGAGGAGGAAGAGGACCUCUUCGACGAAAAGUAUAUCAAAAAGAAGGCAGCCAGGAAAGUGCGGCAGAACGCAGUCUACGGGACCCCGUUGGCCCCGCCUCCACGGCCCCCAAGCUAUUCGAGCGACGGACGCUUCCCGCGUCCUCGAAUCACGGGGUGGCCGUACCACAUGCUCGCAGUCCCUGAGGACUCCAAUCCUCGCGAGGCGGACCAUUGGUACGAUUUCGUACCCGUCACCACGGAGGACGCACAGCAGCUGCUGAGGGCUGCCGCCACCGAUCUGGGUCAGGCGCGUGCCCGGAUCCGACACUUGCUUCAGCAAGUUGAGCGGAAUUCAGCGCUGCAGGGGGUCCAGGGCAUCCGUGUUCUCGCAGAUGCGUGGCGGAACCCGGACAAGGCCCCCUACCUGCCGACUAUUCUGCACCCAGCGGCGUACACCACUCCAGGUAUGGAGUUCGCGGAUACCUCGCAUCUGCCGCCCCCCACUGGACGCCGUCCAGGCAUCCCUCUGAACGUCAUGAAGACGACUCGCCCGGUGCAGGAUCUCAACGGGCCUCGUCGGCAGCAGCCGCGCACCACCGACCCCCCGGAGGCUCACCGCGAAUGGUGGAGGUCCCAGCUGCUGUUGUAA
Trametes versicolor FP-101664 SS1 is the source of this 864-nucleotide messenger RNA. RefSeq lists its product as uncharacterized. The record is from RefSeq and is a predicted model, not a curated record. The transcript has a single exon. NCBI's taxonomy places the organism in Eukaryota, Fungi, Basidiomycota, Agaricomycetes, Polyporales, Polyporaceae. Bases 1 to 864 code for a protein of 287 amino acids.